AUGGAUGGUUGCAGCUACAAGGCAGCAGCUGGAGGGUCAUUGUCGAAUACUCUAGUUGCUUUGGCAAGAUUAGGUUGCCAAUCAAUCAGUGACAGGCCUUUGAAUGUGGCCAUGGCAGGCAGUAUUGCUGGUGACCCUCUUGGUAGCUUUUAUAGGACUAAACUACGACGAGCAAAUGUAAAUUUCCUUUCUGCUUACUCCUGA
Messenger RNA from Microthlaspi erraticum, 204 nucleotides. The record is from the annotation of a GenBank genome assembly. Lineage: Eukaryota; Viridiplantae; Streptophyta; Magnoliopsida; Brassicales; Brassicaceae.